AUGUCUCAAAUCUACUACAAGUUUAAAAGCGCUAAAGAUUAUGAUACUCUCACCUUUGAUGGGUUAGGAAUUACCGUAUUUGAUGCUAAGAAAGAUAUUCUAACGGCUAAAAAACUAAAAGGAAAUGACUUUGAUAUUGUAAUUUCUCACGCCGAAUCAGGCGAAGACUAUUCGGAGGACACUGCAACUAUUCCAAGAAAUACUCCAAUAGUUGUGCGUCGUGUCCCAACAAAACCGGGGAAAGGAACGGCACAACGUUAUUUGGAGGGAGGACCGGCAUCGCAGCGAAACUUUGCAGUAAACAAUCGAGGGGGUACUGGAUCUACCAACGGAAUUAUGUCUAAAACCUUCGAUCCGUCAAAACAACCACAACAAGUAUCACGCACUACUCCCACUCCUGUUACCUCGCAUAUCACGAAUGAAGAACAAACAGAAGAAGAUAAAAUAGCAGCAAUGUUUGCCCAAACAACCGAAUUUUGGGAGAGGACUCAAGAACAAAUGGCUUCUAAGCCUCCUCUAAGAAAAAUUCCCCAAGUUCGCCCACAAGUGAAACCAACAAUCCAAAAAGCUCUGCCCCCUAAUUAUGUUUGUUAUAGAUGUGGACAAAAGGGACAUUGGAUACAAGCAUGCCCCACUAAUGGUGAUAGAUCUUUUGACCAUAUGAAAGUUAGAAAAACAACAGGAAUACCAAGGAGCUUUUUACAAAAAGUUGAACAGGUGCCCCCAGGGAAAGGUGUUCUUGUAACACAAGAUGGAAAUUUGGUGAUAGCACAGGCAAAUGAUGCUGCAUGGCAAAAAUUCCAUGCCCGUCAGAAAUCAUAUGUGACUUCUAACGAAAUUCUUGAAGACUCAUUCCCGAUUCCGACCGAACUCCAAUGCAUGCUAUGCACUCGACUACUAAAAGAAGCUAUUAUAACACCGUGUUGUCGGGCUUCCUUUUGCGAUGAAUGUAUACGACACGCUCUUAUCAAUCCCGAACAAGAAGAUCAACACUUCAAGUGUCCAGGUUGCCGAUCGCAUUUGGUUCCUGAUGAGUUAGUUCCUGAUAAAUCAGCACGAGAAGCUGUAGAUAAUCAUUUGAGGGAAUGGGCAAGACGUAGGAAUGAACCCGCUACACCUGAAACUAAGGAAGAUGAAGGAACAAUUAAUAGAGUUGCCGUGGAUAGUGCCAUAGAUGGUACCAUAGAUGGUACCACGGUGGCUAUCAAUAACAUAGAUAACUCAACAGUAAAAGAAACGUUGACGAUAGAUUCAUCUAAUGUUGAAAUUCCAUCAAAACCAGAAGAAAAGGAGAACAAAUCAAAUGAUGUAGUAGAAAUUGUGAAAGAUAAUGUGGAGGAUUCUGGACAGCCUUCUCAAAUUCAAAAACCUAAACCAGAACCGGUAGUUUCACAAGGUUAUGGUCAACUUGGAUAUUAUAACGAUUAUGGAUUCGGAUACGAUCAAAAUCAAGCAUUUUGGUAUGAUGAAGGUGGAUACCCUCAAAUGAAUGUGAAUAUGAUGAACGGACCUGGAUAUUAUGAUCCAUCAUAUUUUGAUGGAUUCUAUCCCUCAGAACCAUUCCCUUCCCAACCACAAUUCGUGCCACAUUUUAGACCACCUAUGUACGAAGAUUUUUGGGAUAAUAGGCCGGUUCUACAACCACAAAGUAAUUUUGCACCAUUUAAUACUAACAUGGGUGGUGGUGUGUCUGGAAUGCAGCCAUUUAGGGGUGUUGGCUUCCAACGAGGAUUUUCGCGUGGCGGUUUUACAGGCCGCGCUCGCGGUCGCGGAAGGGGUGGGGGCCCCGGGUAUUUCAAUGAACGUGUAUUUCCAAGCGGACGUGGGAGUAGUGAUUUCAGACGCGAUGCAAGUGUUUCACCUUCAAUUGGAAGACGAGAGAUAUCGGAAAGACAAGAUUUCCGUGAAGACGAAUUAAAAUACGAUGAAGAUCGGCUUGUUGAUGAUUACGGUCGGGAUUUGGCACGUCGUAAAUCAUCUGUAUCUCAUGUUUCAGCAGAUAAAGAUAAUGAUAUCCGGGAUAAACAUUCGCCUUCUAUUUCUGAACGUGAGAGACGUGAUAGAGACCCAAUACAAGGACGUGACAGAGAUUUGAUGAUACAAGGACGUGAUAGAGAUUUGAUACAAGGACGUGAUAGAGAUUUGAUACAAGGACGUGAUAGAGACUUGAUACAGGAUGAAGAUAUUGAAAAGUCUCGCCAUAGUAGAUCUCCUAUAAGAGAUACUCGUAGUAAACCCUCAAUUUCUUCAAGAAGAAGUCGAGAUAAAGAUGAUCGCCGAUAUUCUGAUGAUAGACGAUAUUAUGAAGAACGUCGUUAUUCUGCGUCUGAAAGAAGAGAGGAUAGACGUGAUUCCAAUCCUUCCGAAAGACGCGAUUCUAACUUUUCCGAAAGAAGAGAAGAAAGACGUGGAUCCGCUUUGUCUGAUAGAAGAGAAAGGCGAGAUUCCGCAUUAUCCGAAAGGAGAGAUGAAACGAAAGUCGAAAGGAGAGAUGAAAGGAGAGAUGAGAGAAGGGAUGAACGAAGAGAUUCUGCUUUAUCUGAUAGAAGAGACAUUAGAAAUGAGCCUAUAAAUGAAAGGAGGGAUAGUCUACGAUAUGAUAAACGUGAUGUCAUUGGUGAAAGAGGUGAAAUUAGACAAGUUUUAAUGGAUGAUAGGAAAGAAUUUAAGGAUCAGUCUAUACCUAAUGAUCAUCAUAAUGUACAAGAAGAUUUUAAAAAUAGCUGUUCACCUACGGCGAAGCCAAUACACGAUGAAGAUAAUAGGGUUGAAUAUCAAAGUCCCCAACAAGAUUCCGAUGUUGAUGUUAAUGUACGAGAAAUGCGAGAUGACGAGAUUAGCCCAUCGGCCUCAGCAGAACAACUCUCUGAAGACAUUGAACGUAGAACGAGAUCACGUUCCCCCAAACAAUUACUAGGAUCCGAACAAUUAUUAAAUGAUGAGGAGGAUGACGAAGUUGAUAAUGUCAUUGACGUUUCAACUAAUGACGAUGACACUAUUUUAAUCGAAGAAGAUAUACUAAUGAAUGAUGACAAUGAGCCUGCUUCACCUUCUCCCGGAAAAUAUUCAUCAUUCUCUGAAAAACGACGUCAUUCGUCAUCGCACAAGCACCGCAGUAGUAAAUCUCACCGAACACACUAUCCCGAAAAGGAAGAUCAAGAUAGAAGAGCAAGAUCUAAACAUUUAAGUACCAACCCUUCAAGAGAUGAUCAUCAUAGUAGUAGUAGUAUUCGCAAACAUAAAAAACAUCACUCAUCUCGUCAUCAUAAUAGUAGACAUCACCAUAGCAGUAGAUCAAAAGAUGGCGAUAAUAAACGUAGAUAUAAAGACGCUCCAGAAAUACAUAGACAUCGCAGUAAGUCAAGGGAUAGAGAUGAUCGCCGAUAA
Diversispora eburnea is the source of this 3387-nucleotide messenger RNA. The record is from the annotation of a GenBank genome assembly. NCBI's taxonomy places the organism in Eukaryota, Fungi, Glomeromycota, Glomeromycetes, Diversisporales, Diversisporaceae.